AUGAAGUGGACAACCCAGAAACUAUGGGACGUCCUUUAUUAUAUCACAGACACCCUCGCCGACUCUCUAUACCCCAGCGCUUCACCAGAAGACCUUUUCAAUGAACCCAUCACUCAACCUACCGCAGCUGAUAUAUGGACCUUAGGUAUCAACUUGUAUGAGGUCUUGGGUGAGCGUCCACUCUUCGAAACAUUUUCCUGGGAUCGAGAUAAUAUUUUCCCCGAGAUUACCAAAACACUGGGGCAACCACCUGCGCGUUGGUUGGACUCUCGGGAUAAAUGCUCCGAAUUCUUUAAAGAGGAUAGGUCAUGGGUUGCUGACUUCCGCCGUAUCAGUGUCUUCCGGCGUCUGCGUCAGCGCCUCUGGGAAAUUGGCCGUGGCGAGACAGAACAGACGUGUGAAUGGGAUGUUGCCGGUGGUGAACUAAAUACGCUGGAGGAUCUGCUCAGAGCUAUGGUGGCAUUUGAACCCGGGGAUCGAUCUACAGCCAAGACACUCCUAAUUAUAAUACGUGACAUACGGUAUUUUAUGAAUGGCUGGGCCCUGUGGGGCGGCUGA
This is a messenger RNA of Penicillium waksmanii, 558 nucleotides long. Its product is annotated as SR protein-specific kinase Dsk1. The record is from RefSeq and is a predicted model, not a curated record. Bases 1 to 558 code for a protein of 185 amino acids. NCBI's taxonomy places the organism in Eukaryota, Fungi, Ascomycota, Eurotiomycetes, Eurotiales, Aspergillaceae. The transcript has 2 exons. Gene Ontology annotation, biological process: protein phosphorylation. Gene Ontology annotation, molecular function: protein kinase activity; ATP binding.